Messenger RNA from Equus caballus (horse), 1611 nucleotides. The record is from RefSeq and is a predicted model, not a curated record. NCBI's taxonomy places the organism in Eukaryota, Metazoa, Chordata, Mammalia, Perissodactyla, Equidae.
GCAGAAAGAAAGGAGGAGGGCAGGUUUGGCCUAGUGAAGCACGUCUUUUGGAGGGAUUUAUCCUACUGAGAGUGGAGGUAAAUGGACUAAGGAAUGACUUCUUAUGAAGUGGAGUAUUCCUCAAUUUAAUAGAUCUUCGUCUUUCUCAUAAAUAGAACCCAGAAUGACUUCUCUUACUAAAGAAAGAAGUGAUCCAGCUGACAAUGCUCUCAGAAAUCUAGAAAAUGAGGCACCAAAUGUCUGUAGUACCAAUAUUCAGCCUUUAUUUGCUGAUUCUAAUAUAAUUUCUCAGAUGGAAAGCAACCCAGUGAACAGGGAGCUAGACACACCAACCUCCCAGGAGCUUGAUGUUCCUCAAGUAGCAGAAAACAAUGAGCUUGAAAUAGAGAAGACUCAAAAAGAUCCUCAAAAAGAAGACUUAGGGAAGGAAGAGUGCCUUCUCCUUCAGAUCCCCAUUCCUAGAAAAUGGAUCUUUCUCAUCUCAGGAUUAGAAAGAAUUAUCUAUCUGAAUAUCCCACUAGUAAAAAUUGAUAAAAACAAUCCCUUAACUAAUAGAGCAAGAUUCUACUCAGGAAAAGUGGAGAUGAAAACAAGUAAUUUCUGUCAUAGCAUCAUAAAUUACAAAAUUCCUCUCCAACUCUCAAUUUCAUGGAGAAAUCCAUUCAUCAACAAUCACGAGAUGAGAAGAAUGAUUCACCGUCUGCUGUGUGGGAGGCAUUUCUCUCAGCCUGCAAGUCUUCAAAAUACCGUAUGGGUAAAGCAAAAAUAUACAGCGUUUCUUCCUCGUCAGAAUGUCCUCACCCACGUGGAGAAGGCCAUAAUAUUGAGAAGACCUUUGAAGAUGUACUACUACCAUACCGUCAUUGAGAGACUUACAGCAGGGAAAUUUUACAAGUCAACUGAUACUAAAAGGGAAGGAUGAAUUCCACAUUUUUGCAAGGCCUGUGUUCUGUGUCCCAUCAACCCAAAUCCAAGGCACAUUUAAUGGAAAAGAUUUUGAGGAUCAUUUGAGAUCUCACUAUAAUAGGAAGUUUGUGGUCAUAAGCAACAAUAAGUGUUGGAAAUACCUAUGUCCUAUCUGUGGGCGUAGUUUCAACAAUUUGGAUGAAUUUAGACAGCAUUUUUGUAGCUUUCCUUGGAAUUAAGUUCAAUUGAGGUGAAUAUAUUUUAAAAUUUAACUUCUAAAAAUUCAUAUUUUGACUACCAAAUUGAGACGAAAUUGUAUGGACAUAAAUUUUAAAUUUUUAGAUAGAGUUGCAGAAAGCAGCACAAAAUAAUAGGAUAUCUUGGGAAGAAACACCUUUGAGAAAAGAGGACAAUUCAUAAGAAAACGUCUUUUUAUACUGUACUAGUACAAACGGAUCAUCAAAAUAUCAGGUCCUUGAUCUGUAUUGGGUCAGCGACUGAACUAAGAAAAUGUUUGCACUUUCUCAACAUCCAUUCUUCAGAUAAGAAUAUUGUUAAUAUUAUCAGAUUCCAAGUUCACAGGAUCCUGACAGUGAUAGCAAACAUAUAUGAGAGGGCUAGAUAAAGUUCCACCAGAUGUUUCUAAAGACUCUGCUAAAUUUAAUAUCUGAAAAGUUCUCCAUAAAUUCAAUAAAAAUCAUUUUA